Molecule: messenger RNA, 1395 nt
Organism: Oldenlandia corymbosa var. corymbosa
Lineage: Eukaryota; Viridiplantae; Streptophyta; Magnoliopsida; Gentianales; Rubiaceae
Source: the annotation of a GenBank genome assembly
AUGUCAAAUCCAAGCCCGGGAAUUAGGGCUUCUGAAAGAUUGGGGAAGAUGUCUACCAGAAAAGAAAAGAGAGGGAGAAAGAAAUUGGAGACGAGCACUGCCUCCUACGAUACUAUCCCAGUUUCAAGAGGCGUAAGGGUCAAUGUCGUUGCUGGCGGAGAGGUCGAGAUCUCUCUGGCAACUAAGUUGCGAGUAGUGAUUCCUUCCCGUUCAUCGUCAGCGUCGCCCUCGGAGAUCAAUACAGCAGGAGCCGCCGCAGCCGCCGCAGCCACCUCUGCCGCUGCCACAGCUAAGGCAAAAUUGGCCAAGGCAGCCGCCGCAGCCACCGCUGCCGCUGCCGCAGCUAAGGCAAAAUUGGCCAAGGCAGCCGCGACCAAGGCAGCACCGACCAAGGCUGCAGCGGCCAAGGCCGAAUUGGCCAGAGAAAAAUGGAUAUACGAGAAUCUGGAGAUAAGAGGAGGCUGUAAGUCCAGAAAGGUAGCCGCUCGCCAGAUGUCUCCUGAGGUUGCAAAUACUUGGAAGCCCCAUUCAGAUACAGAUUCAGAAAAGGCGGAGGCUACAGGUUCUGAAAAGCCUAAUUCACCUUCACCUUUACCUCUUUUUGAUCCCAGUUCAGAAGAGGCGGAGGCUACCGGUUCAGAAAAGCCCAAUUCACCUUUACCCCCUUUUGAUCCUGCGGCCAAGUUUUUGAGUUUGAGUCAUUCACCUGGUAAAGCCAAAGUUUUUGAUUAUCCCCAGAGUUGGGGAGAAUGGGAGGAGUAUUACAAAAUCAUGCACAACACCCAGGGUUUUGGCAUUACCAGGGCUCCUGAUGAAAGCUUCAAAUCUACAAUUCGACCUUUCCUUCUGGAAGGAAAAAUUCUUGUGGAAAAGAAGACAACCAGUGCUGAUAUGGCCACCAUAUUCAAAGAGAAGAAUACUGUCCUUGCUAAAAUCCAUGCUAUGGCCGAGGAAUGCAUUAAAUUUUACAACAAAAAUCAUCAAGAUGGACAACAGUUCACCUUUGAUGAGAAGGUUGAGAGGGUAGCGUUUAGCCCUACAUCUGUGUAUUCUCUCUAUUUUAUUACCUUCAAAGCUUCUGCCUGUGCCGAUGAUGGUUCCAGAGAUUCUAGGGACUCAAAAACGUUUCUAGGUCAGUAUAAUGUUAUUUUUGGGGCUACGGUUAAGGAUAAGAGCGGGCCAUCAUUUUGUGUAAUGGAAGAUGACCUUGAAAAAGUUUGGAACAAGGACAAGCCUUGCGAGCUUAGUUGCUGUAGUCGCUAUUUUAGUUAUCCUGUGAGGAGCCAAACAUAUUGUGACUAUGCUAAUAAGCGCUGGAAAAUUCACCGUGAAGAAAAAACUGCUUGGGUGCACAGGGCACCUGCUUGGAUGGUUGACGCAAUGCAAAGAGACUAG